Molecule: messenger RNA, 1262 nt
Organism: Struthio camelus australis
Lineage: Eukaryota; Metazoa; Chordata; Aves; Struthioniformes; Struthionidae
Source: RefSeq, a predicted model, not a curated record
AUGUAUGCACGCGGGCUUGUAUUUGUGCACAGCGAGGGCUCUGUUCUGGAGCGCCUAGAAGAGCGCCUCAAGGCUCCUUCUGAAUGUUGUCUGACAAUGAUUUCUAAUAUUGGGAAGCUGAAAGAUUUUCUUCUGCAACACAGAAAAGAUUACAUUAAUGCUUACAGCCAUAUUAUGUCUGAAUACGUAAGGAUGACGGAUACAGAGCGUGAUCAGAUUGAUCAAGAUGCUCAGAUAUUUAUGAGGACGUGUGCAGAUGCCAUUCAUCAGCUGAGAACAGAAGCACACAAGGAUGUCCAGUCUGCUCAGGUGAAGGAGCACAGAACAGCUGUCUUGGACUUCAUUGAAGAUUAUUUAAAAAGAGUGUGUAAGCUGUACUCUGAACAAAGAGCCAUCCGAGUUAAGCGAGUAAUAGACAAGAAGAGACUGUCCAGACUUGAACCUGAGCAGAGCAACGUGUCCAAAUCGCCUCUUUCCCCUGAAAAACUUUCACAGAAUUCUUUAGAUGAUUCUGAAGAAAAGCUUUCUGCUGAGGAAAGCAACGACAGGAAUUUGCCUGAUGCCCAUGCUAACCUUGGAUCGUGGGGGGAUGGCAAAGGUGAAGAUGAGCUGUCACCUGAGGAAAUACAAAUGUUUGAACAGGAGAACCAGAGACUUGUUGGUGAAAUGAAUAAUCUGUUUGAUGAAGUCAGACAAAUUGAAGGAAAAGUGGUAGAAAUCUCCAGAUUACAAGAGAUAUUCACUGAAAAAGUCCUGCAACAGGAAACUGACAUUGACAAUAUCCAUCAAUUAGUUGUGGGCGCAACAGAGAAUAUCAAAGAAGGCAACGAAGACAUAAGAGAGGCAAUCAAAAACAAUGCUGGAUUUAGAGUAUGGAUCCUCUUCUUUCUUGUGAUGUGUUCCUUUUCCUUGCUUUUCCUGGACUGGUACGAUAACUAAUUAAAAACAUAAUAAUAUCUACCUACAUGCUUUGUUUUUAAAACUUCUGACAUUUUCUCUGUGGAGUGGGAUAGGCCUACCUGCAUACUUUAUGCCUUUUUUUCAUACUGCUGUGAUGGAGUAUUUUCCAACAAAUAAGUAUUUGUAUAUAGCCAUUAAUGCAGGGAGAGCUGACAGCAUUUAUUUUGCGUAAGUUAGUCCUUUAUCAAAUUGAAAGCCAAACUUAACUUAAUCCUGCAAAGAACAUAGAACCCUUUCAGUCAUCUGGUAAGAAAGCUUAUAAGCUGUAGCAUAGCUGACAGGAGGAAAAAAAAAAAAAAAAA